AUACUGGAGAUGUUGUGUUGCAGCGAAAGAAGAUAAUCCGCUGUGGUGAAAGCCACUAGUUCGAAAUAUAAAUUAGCCACCACCGAACCCAACAUCCUAGAAUCAUUCUCUCAAUAACAAAGUCGACCCCAUGGGUUUGAAACUCGAUACAAAAGGCCUAACAGUACUCAAUAAGCUUUAUCAUUCUUGAGAGGCCCUUCCUUAUUACCAAGUGACAUCAUGCCUGAAUCUGUGGCCAUGGAAAUCUAUCUCAACGGCCCGAAAGAGUUGCCUGACGUCUGGGCAGGGCAGGGAACGCAGGGGGCACAGAACAACAAGAAAGGAACAAAGUGAAUCUCGAAGGAAUUGAAAUUGAUACCCGCGCAGGCGCACUUGACGACGAAUGGAUCAGAGUGUAAAUAUGUGAACUGGCUCCCUGGAAAGGCAGCCUCGUCGUUAUGGUAAAUUGUAUUUAUCAUUGUUGCCGUAUAAACAUUGAGCUCGUUCUUGUCUAGUCAAAUAGUGAGCACUGUCUCAUCCAGGUUUCUACCCCACCUCUUGACAACAACUCCAGACAACGGUAUCAAGCGCUCUGCGAA
Messenger RNA from Fusarium odoratissimum NRRL 54006, 578 nucleotides. RefSeq lists its product as uncharacterized. The transcript has 2 exons. Bases 220 to 333 code for a protein of 37 amino acids. The record is from RefSeq and is a predicted model, not a curated record. NCBI's taxonomy places the organism in Eukaryota, Fungi, Ascomycota, Sordariomycetes, Hypocreales, Nectriaceae.